GCCAUCUUGGGAUCUGUCGCCAGCUUCCCUUUCUUCUCCCGAGUCCCGGGUGAUUGUGUUCUGGCCUGUGUCGCUUAGGCCACUGCGGUGCGGGCAGAGCCGAGGGCGGAGCUGGGGUCGGGGGAGCGGGACAUGGGUUGCUGCCUUCUAUUACUCAGGGUCUGAGAGGCUGGGAUCUGAAGCCCUGUCCACCGGAGGCACUGGUGUGAGGACUAUCCAAUCAGUCUCACAGACAGAGAGGAAGAGUCAGCCUACAAGCUGUUGCUGGGCUUUUGCCUCUGAAUCUGCAAUCCUCCCAUCAUCUUGUGUUCCGCCGACUCUUCUACCCUUGCUCAGGAGGCCCAGGAGACUGCUGUGUCAUCUGCACACGCUGCUGUUGAGACAGACAAGGGAGAACGUGGGAUGUCUGCGAAUCCGGAAAUGGAGUCAGUCUCCUUUGAGGACAUAGCUGUGGACUUCACCUGGCAGGAGUGGCAUGAGCUAAAUAUUGCUCAGAAGAUCCUGUACAGAGAUGUGAUGCUGGAGAACUACAACAGCCUGGUGUUCUUGGGGCACUGCAUGACCAAACCCGAGUUGAUUUUCAAGUUGGAGCAUGUGUUUGAACAUUGGAGCAUAGCAGAGGCCUCAAACCAGAUACUUCCAGAUGUUCAUAAAAUGAGUGCUGUGAAUAGGACCGGUCAAGAAAAUCAAGAGAAGCAUUUGUGGCAAGUCAUAAUCACCAACAACAAUAUGUCAAAUGAAGAGAUGGUUGAAUGUUCUCUGGGAAUUGAAGGUGGUGUUAAUCGUAUUUUCUUGAAUCACUACAUUAAUAGAAAGGGGUUGGUGUCAUUUGAGGAUGUGUCUGUGGACUUCACCUGGCAGGAGUGGCAGGACCUGGAUGCUGCUCAGAGAAUCCUGUAUAGGGAUGUGAUGCUGGAGAACUACAACAGCCUGGUGUUCUUGGGGCACCAGCUGACCAAUCCUGAAUUGAUCUUCAAGUUGGAGCCUGGAUUUGGGCCUUGGAGUAUAUCAGAAUCCUCAGUCCAGAAUCUCCCAGAUAUCAAUAAAGUGAAUGCUCUAAUUCAGACCAACCAGGAAAAUGAAGAGAGACAUUUGUGGAAAGUUGGUAUCACCAAUAGCAGUCCAUCAAAUGAAGAAAUGUUUAAAGCAGAAAUCAUGGUCCAGCAGAGUAUCCACGAGAUGACAAAAUCCUGUGAAUGUAAAGCAAGUGUGAAAAUGGCUUACCAGAAGUCACUACACAGAAGGAGUGACACAUCUCAUGCAUGUAGCAAUCCUUAUGAAUGUAAGGAAUGUACGAAAGCUUUCUAUAUUAAUUCAACUCUUACUAAAAAUCAGAGAUUUCACAUAGGUGAAAAAUUACAUGAAUGUAAAGUAUGCCUGAAAACUUUCUAUUGGAAAUCACACCUUACUACACACCAGAGAACUCAUACAGGUGAGAAGCCCUAUGAAUGUAAUGAAUGCAGGAAAGCUUUCUACUGCAAGUCAUUACUCACUCGGCAUCAAAGAACUCAUACAGGUGAGAGGCCCUAUUUAUGUAAAGAAUGUGGGAAAGCUUUCUACCGUAAGUCAGACCUUACUGUACAUCAGAUAACUCAUACAGGUGAGAAGCCCUAUGAAUGCAACAAAUGCAGGAAAGGUUUCUACCACAAGUCAAAACUCAUUGUGCAUCAGAAAAUUCAUGCAAGUGAAAAGGAGUAUGAGUGUAAAGAAUGUAAGAAAGCUUUCUAUUGCAAGUCACUGCUCACUCGACACCAGAGAACUCACACAGGUCAGAAACCCUAUGAAUGUAAUGAAUGCAACAAAGCUUUCUACCGCAAAUCAGACCUUACUGUACAUCAAACAACUCAUACAGGCGAGAAGCCCUAUGAAUGUAAUGAGUGCAAGAAAGCUUUCCAUCAUAAGUCGCAUCUCACUGCACAUCAGAAAACACACACCAGUGAGAAGAUUUAUGAAUGUGAAGAAUGCAGGAAAGCUUUCUACCGCAAGUCACAGCUCAAUGUACACCUGAAAACACAUACAGGUGAGAAACCCUAUGAAUGUACAGAUUGUACAAAAACUUUCUAUUGGAAGUCAGACCUCACUAUCCAUCAAAGAACUCACACAGGCGAGAAGCCGUACGAAUGUACAGAAUGCACAAAAGCUUUCUACUGCAAGUCACAUCUCACUCGACAUCAGAGAAUUCAUUCAGGUGACAAGCCUAAUGAAUGUGAAGAAUGUGGAAAGUCUUUCUACUACAAGUCACAACUCUCUCGGCAUCAGAGAACUCAUACGAAAGAGAAACCCUUCAUAUGUACAGAAUGUGGGAAAACUUUCUACUGCAAGUCAGAUCUUACUGUUCAUCUGAGAACUCACACUGGUGAGAAGCCAUAUGAAUGUAAUGAAUGUGUGAAAGCUUUCCACCGCAAGUCCCUACUUACUCGACACCAGAGAACUCAUAUAGGAGUGAAGCCCUAUGACUAUGGGAAAGAUUUCUCCUACAAUUCACAACUCUAUGUCAGAGAACUUGUACAAAUGGGAAGUCUUGUUGAUGUAAAGAAUUUAGAAAUGAUUUCUCUGUCAAGUCUCAACUAUUAUAUCACAGAACUCACAAAGGUGUCUAUGGAUGUAUGGAAUGUUGGAAAUAUUUCUCUGGGAAGCCACAACUAAUUCUAUCAGAUUUCAUAAAGGUAAGAAUUAAUUAAGAAUAUACGAAAUCAAGAAAAGCUAAACAUAUGGGGACUCAUGAGAAACCCCAUGAACAUAGACAAUUCAAUAUAACUUACUAUAAUAAGCUAUUCCUCAGUAGACAUCAGACAACAUAUGUAGAUGAGGAUAAUAAUAAUGUAAGAAAUGUGUAGAAACUUUCCAUCUUACAUCAUUUCUUAUCAUCAGACAUCAUACAGUUGUUUGAUACCAUUACUGUAAAUAAUGUAGGAUAUCUUUGUACCAUAAUUCUCCACAUAAAGUCAUGCAUGUGAAACAUCCUAUGAAUUUAAUAAAUGUUGGAAUACUUGGUAUGAUAAAAUAGUAGGCAUCAGGAAAUGCAUGCAUGUAACACUUUCAACAUAUAGAAUACAGUAGUUUGCUAACAAUAUACAUUGUCAGUUGAUAUUUGUACUUAGAGGAACAACCUUAGGAAAGGACAUAGGAAUACUUUGGGAAAUAAUCAGACCUCAGAUGAGGGAUAAGGCCCUGUGGAUGAAGUGCUUGCCACACAAAUACGUGAGACUGAGUUCAGGCCCCAUUACUCACACAAACUCCAGGUGUAACUGUUGAUGACCUUUAUCCCAGACCUGGGUAUCAGAAAUAGGAGGAUUACUAGGAAUUUCCAGCCAGCUACCUAGCUGAGUCAGUGUGCUUGAGGAUUGGUGAUGUGCCCUGUCAAACAAUUAAUAAGGUGAGGGUAACGAGGGAAGACACUGAACAUUAACCUCUAGCCUCUAUAUGCAUGUAAAUGUGUGUAUGCACCUACCCACACACAUGCAUUCACAUAGAUAGGAACAUAAUUAUGCCAAUACAUACACACACAAGAAAGGAAGCCACAUUUUCCUCUGUAUAGAAAUUCAUGCACUAUAUAAUACAUAAUAGCAAUGCAGAGAAAAUAAUUACCCUAGUCCAGUGACAUAUGCUUUCAGCACCACCCCAUUUAGUUUCUAGUGCUGUGGAUCACUGGGACUUGGGUUCCUUACUUGUCUUAUCAAUAUAGCAAGACACUGCAUUUUUUUUUCUUAAUUGUAAGUGGUCCUGGGGCUGGUUGGAUGGCUCAGCUAUUGAAGGUCUUGCAUGCAAAGCUUUCCAGUUUGGGUUACAGGCAUUCAUUUGUAGGGGCAAGAGUACACAGUCAUAUAUAAAAAUACAUACAUAUACAUGCCAAUAAAAGUAUUUCUAAAAAUUUGAAUGUGGGCCUCCCAUAACUUUUUACAACCUACAUAUAUUAAAAGACAUGAAACAGUGUGUGUCAAAAACUUUUAGUACAACUUGAUUCUUGCUAGGCAUUAAAAAUCCAACAAAAUCUGAUAAAGCAUAGGAGUACAAUGUAGAAAAUAUUGUUGAUAUAAUUUUGCUGACUGUAUUCAAUAAUCAUAGUAGAAAUCAUUUAUCAAGAAUGUAGAAUAGUCAUUUAGCCACUCUUCCACAUUAGCAGAGAUUGAGUCACUUAUUAAUGUGAGCUUGCAGUUGAAGGUGAAGACUUAAUUGGGCUCAGCUGUAGUAUAAUGCUAAGUUUGUGUGUGUAAAGUCUUUUUAUUAAUAUCUCUUACUUGAUAUAUUUCUUUUUAAAAUUACACUUAGAAAUCUCUUUUGUAAAUGUAAGCUAUCAUGGAGAAAUUACAGCAUAUUUAGAAUAUGUACUCGAUCAAAUACAUUUAUUUCAUUUUGUUCAGUGAAAUAAUUUUUCAUAAUUGCUCACUUUUCAUCUAAGGUCUUAAUUAUAGGCUAUCCUGUGUUUGAAGUCACAUUGUAUCCAUUUAUGUUCAUAUUGACAAACCUCCUCCACCAUUUUCCUGACUAUUUUGGUUAUAUUCAUGUGUUAACAUGCCCAGACAUAAGUUUCUUUAAUGUAUGUACAUUUUCAAGAAACAUUCAAAUUUCUAUACAUCCUAAAUUUGUGGGGGAAGAUGUUGUUUUAUGUAAAUUACUGUAUUUCCCAAUUAGAGUUGUUAAAUAUGGCUUUGUAGACUAAAUUAUUCAAUUAUAUUGCAAUAAAGCAUUAAAAUAUUCCUAUA
Jaculus jaculus (lesser Egyptian jerboa) is the source of this 4703-nucleotide messenger RNA. RefSeq names its product zinc finger protein 25-like. Bases 403 to 2646 code for a protein of 747 amino acids. NCBI's taxonomy places the organism in Eukaryota, Metazoa, Chordata, Mammalia, Rodentia, Dipodidae. Gene Ontology annotation, molecular function: DNA-binding transcription repressor activity, RNA polymerase II-specific. The transcript is spliced from 10 exons. The record is from RefSeq and is a predicted model, not a curated record. Gene Ontology annotation, biological process: negative regulation of transcription by RNA polymerase II.